Molecule: messenger RNA, 6466 nt
Organism: Sturnus vulgaris (Common starling)
Lineage: Eukaryota; Metazoa; Chordata; Aves; Passeriformes; Sturnidae
Source: RefSeq, a predicted model, not a curated record
CAGCCGGGCUCGCAGCUCGCUGAGGGACGGAAAGACGAGGGACAGGGGCACACGAGCCUCCCCCGGCCGCAGCAGGUUCCUCCUCUCGCCCCCUCGCUGGUGUUCCGCGGCUCCGGCUCUCCCUGCUGCCUCCUUCCUCCGCGCAACCGGGAUGCCAGCUAAACGUGAUGUUGUAAAAUCCAUGUGAGGACGGAAGGCAGAUGCAAUGAUUUGAAAGGUCUGUCUUUGGAGGAAAACCAGAUUUUGCCUACUGGAAGAAUGCAGUGAAACUGCCAGUAUUUCUAGCCGGAAUUAUAAAUUUAAUAUUCAACUUUAGUGUUACUAGUUUCUUACUAAAUAGUACCUCAAAGUAGAAGAAAGAUGUAUGGAAGUGCAAGAACAAUCAGCAACUUGGAAGGAAGUCCCUCCAGGUCCCCCCGCUUGCCACGGUCCCCUCGCCUGGGUCACAGGAGGACCAGCAGCGGGGGAGGAGGGACAGGGAAGACGUUAUCCAUGGAGAACAUCCAGUCCCUUAACGCAGCCUAUGCAACAUCUGGACCAAUGUACCUGAGUGACCACGAGGGUGUAGCUUCUACUACUUUCCCAAAGGGCACAAUGACUCUUGGAAGGGCUACAAAUCGAGCUGUGUAUGGUGGCCGAGUGACAGCCAUGGGGAGCAGCCCCAAUAUUGCUUCUGCUGGACUGUCACAUACAGAUGUCCUUUCUUACACUGACCAGCACGGAGGGCUGACCACAUCCUCACACCACCACCACCACCAGGUUCCUUCCAUGCUGAGACAGGUUAGGGACAGCACCAUGUUAGAUCUGCAGGCUCAGCUGAAGGAUCUACAGAGGGAGAAUGACCUUCUCAGAAAAGAACUAGACAUUAAGGACAGCAAGCUGGGGUCCUCUAUGAACAGCAUCAAAACUUUCUGGAGUCCUGAGCUAAAGAAAGAGAGAGUAUUGAGGAAAGAAGAAGCAGCCAGAAUGUCAGUUCUUAAAGAACAGAUGAGAGUUUCCCAUGAAGAAAAUCAGUUUUUGGAUGCCAGAAGAACAAAGCAUCUGCAAAUGACAAUCCAGGCACUUCAAGAUGAGCUCAGAACUCAGAGAGACCUUAACCAUCUCCUCCAGCAAGAAAGUGGGAACAGAGGGGCUGAGCAUUUUACCAUUGAGCUCACAGAGGAGAAUUUUCGAAGACUUCAGGCAGAACAUGAUAGACAAGCUAAAGAGCUCUUCCUGUUGAGGAAAACUCUGGAAGAAAUGGAGCUUAGGAUUGAAACACAAAAGCAAACACUAAAUGCAAGAGAUGAAUCAAUAAAAAAGCUUCUAGAGAUGUUGCAAAGUAAAGGUUUGCCUUCUAAAGGAAUGGAAGAUGACAAUGAGAGAACUCGAAGGAUGGCAGAGGCUGAAUCUCAGGUUAAUCAUUUAGAAGUGAUUUUAGAUCAGAAGGAGAAGGAAAACAUGCAUCUUAGAGAGGAAUUGCACAGAAGAACCCAACUUCAGCCUGAGCCAGCAAAGACAAAGGCUCUGCAAACAGUCAUCGAAAUGAAGGAUACAAAAAUAGCUUCACUUGAGCGCAAUAUAAGAGAUCUUGAAGAUGAAAUACAGAUGUUAAAGACAAAUGGAGUUCUGAAUGCAGAGGACCGAGAAGAAGAAAUCAAACAAAUAGAAGUUUACAAGAGUCACUCAAAGUUCAUGAAAAAUAAGAUUGAUCAACUGAAACAAGAACUCUCAAAGAAAGAAUCAGAACUUCUUGCCUUACAAACCAAGCUUGAAACCCUUAGCAAUCAGAAUUCAGAUUGCAAGCAACACAUUGAAGUGCUUAAAGAGUCUCUUACUGCCAAAGAACAGAGAGCUGCCAUACUUCAGACAGAGGUUGAUGCCUUGCGGUUACGAUUGGAAGAAAAAGAAACCUUUCUGAAUAAAAAAACAAAACAACUUCAAGACCUCACAGAAGAGAAAGGAACCCUUGCUGGAGAAAUUCGAGAUAUGAAAGACAUGUUGGAAGUAAAAGAAAGAAAAAUUAAUGUCCUUCAGAAAAAGAUUGAAAAUCUACAGGAGCAACUUAGGGACAAAGACAAACAACUAACUAAUCUAAAAGACAGAGUGAAGUCGCUGCAGACAGAUUCCAGUAAUACAGACACAGCACUAGCAACCUUAGAGGAGGCUCUAUCAGAAAAGGAAAGAAUAAUAGAGCGUCUGAAGGAGCAAAGGGAUCGAGAUGACAGAGAAAGACUUGAAGAAAUUGAAUCUUAUAAAAAAGAAAACAAGGACCUGAAGGAGAAAGUUAAUGCUUUACAAGCUGAACUGACAGAAAAGGAGUCUAGUUUAAUCGAUCUCAAAGAACAUGCAUCUUCAUUGGCAUCAGCAGGGCUGAAAAGAGACUCCAAACUUAAGUCUUUAGAAAUAGCCAUAGAACAAAAGAAAGAAGAGUGUAGUAAGUUGGAAGCACAGUUGAAAAAGGCUCAUGAAGCUGAAGAGGAGGCCCGGAUGAAUCCAGAAUUUGCAGACAGAAUGAAACAGCUGGACAAAGAGGCAUCGUACUAUAGAGAAGAAUGUGGCAAAGCUCAGGCUGAGGUUGACAGACUUCUAGAAAUACUCAAGGAAGUAGAGAAUGAGAAGAAUGACAAAGAUAAGAAAAUUGCUGAGUUAGAAAGACAUAUGAAGGACCAAAACAAGAAGGUUGCCAAUCUGAAGCACAAUCAGCAAUUGGAGAAAAAGAAGAAUGCACAGCUGUUGGAAGAAGUUCGUAGGCGAGAGGACAAUAUGACUGACAACUCUCAGCAUUUACAAGUAGAAGAGCUGAUGAAUGCACUGGAAAAAACUAGACAAGAAUUAGAUUCUACCAAAGCCCGUCUUGCCUCGACACAGCAGUCUUUGGCUGAAAAAGAAGCACAUCUGGCUAACCUGAGAAUAGAGCGAAGGAAACAGCUUGAAGAAAUUCUAGAAAUGAAACAGGAAGCUUUGCUUGCUGCAAUUAGCGAAAAAGAUGCAAACAUUGCCUUGCUUGAGCUGUCUGCUUCAAAGAAAAAGAAGACUCAAGAUGAAGUAAUGGCUCUUAAACGAGAGAAGGACAGAUUAGUACAUCAGUUAAAACAGCAGACACAGAACAGAAUGAAGCUGAUGGCAGAUAACUAUGAUGAUGACCAUCACCACUACCACCACCAUCACCACCACCACCACCAUCGGUCUCCUGGGAGGACACAACACAACCACAGACCCUCUCCAGAUCAGGAUGAUGAGGAGGGUAUAUGGGCAUAGCCACUCCUGUAAACCAAAGUUCCAGUUUUGUUUUGAGGGAUGAUCCAGUCACUGUUGGAGGCACAUAGCCACGGCAAAAUCUCAUGCUGUACAUUGAUCACCUGUCCAACCUUUGCCUAGAGUGUGAUCCCCAGUUCCUUCAAGAGAUCCAUCUUUACCUGUCUAUAAAGAAGAAGAGGAGGAGGGAGACAUCUGGGAUAUUCAAGUAUCAAAGUUUAACACCAGAGCAGUUGUCAGAGGAACUAGUGAAAAAGGAAGAAAAAGCUGUAGCACUGGAAGGUAACAAUGAUAAUCUAUUGCAUUGGAUCUCCAAACAUGACCAUGAUAUCCUGGAGAAGAUCACAGAUGCAGAAAAUGAGUGCUAAGGUUGAUAUCUAAUGAAAUGCUGCAUUAAUUAGCAUUUUCUCCAUUAUUUCUUGUAGUCUAUUAGGAAAUCAGAUACUUUGGAAAAUAAUGAAGGAGACUCAAGCAGAAAUUAUAAGAUCUUCAUUUCUGUCCUUAAUGGGUCUUGUGAAUUACUCUGUUUUUAUAAAGAAACCAUCUGUUCAGAAUAUAGUUGUUUCAUGAAAUUCAGUUAAACAGGUUAUUUAGCUAAUUUUUGGUAAACUAAUAUUGGUUUUAAUAGGUAAGUCAGAUUCCCUUAGAUGUGGUAUCUGCAUUUGCUGAUUUUACCUAGUCUAUUCUAAAGUAUCACUUCUAUUGCACUAGAUUAUCAAAGAGGUAUUAGUAAAAUGCUAUAUAAGGGUGUUGGCAUUAACUUUACCCCCAGUUAGAUACAGGCUUUUCCAAAAAAUAAAAACUAAGCCUUUACCCUCCUCUGUUUUCUUUUAUCUACCGAUAAAAUAAUUUAAAUUAAAAACAAACCAAAACCAAAUAUUGAUACUAUAACCGGUAUUAAGCUCUGGGCCAGGUUGGAAACGAAAUCAAUUUUUGGUACUAAUAACUGAUGAAAAAGCUUAGUUUUAUGAAAAUAUGGUGUGUGUCUCUGACAAUGCAUAGGACAUCUAAUUUGAACAUAAAUAUAUGAUUAUAUACAAGAUGUAUCUAUUCCUGGAUGGUAAAAGCUUGAGGUGUAUAUAAAUACAUAUGUGUGUAUAUAUGGACAUGUACACAAGGAUGUAUCAACCUUUUACCAUCCAAAUGCAUACAUGUUUUCAACAAUGAAAGCUGGGACUCUAAAAGAAAAAAAAACAAAAACAAAAACGAGAUUGCUGUGAAUACAGUAUAUGCACUAGGUCUCCUGUAAAUGUGGAACUGUUUGUUAUUCUCUACAUUGAAAAACAGUCUCCAACAUGGACCCCAAUGAAUCUUAGAUGUUAAAGAAAGUACCAAUGAACAAAUAGCACUUGAAGGCUGUUUGUGUCAACAAAAUGUGUCUAGCAAAAUAAAUUUAAAGCACAUGCAAGGAAAAAUAAAAAUGUGAAGUCAUUACAUUCAGUGAGAGACUCUUAACUGACAGUCAGAUCUCUACCACUUCUCAAGGAGAGGUUCCUUCUGACUCCUCAAACAUUUUCAGUCAGUCUGGCAAACAUGUGCAAAUGUUUGGCUGUUUUGUUGAGGCAUCUUUUUGUCCAUGGAAGAAACACUUCCAUGCUGAUGGCAGUGGAAAUAGAAUAUCUGCAUUUUUAAAGGACAAACAAUAAAUUUAAGCAUGGGUGGCCUUAAUCCUUAGUAGUUUUUUUUGCUGCUGUUAAAAAAAAAAAAAAAAAAAAAAAAAAAAAAAGAAAUUUAAUGGAUACUCCUAAAGUCUUGCACUGAAUUUAGAAAAUUUUUUUUUGAACCUGUGGUGCGAUUAACCCUAAACAUCCUACAUGAGCCAUACAUAGUAAUCCCCUUAAAAUAAUUGUCUAGAGAUGAUAUUUUAUUUAUUUGUACCAUGAUUCUCGGUGCAAUCAAAGAGCAAUUUAUUUGAGCAGGAUUCCUGCUGUAUGUUACUCUCUUCAGUAAAUAGAAUAAAAUGUAUAGAAUUAGCAUAGCGUAGAUAAUCUCAAUUUCAUUCAUGUUUAAAAAGUUUGUCCUUUAACUAUCAAUGGCAUUUUAGAUCUUUGUUUUUGAAACAGCAAAGCUUUUGGGAGUAUAUUUAGCACAUAUGACAAAUGUUGCACUUGGAAACUCAGACAACAAAACUGGUUUCUCAUGACAAAUUUGUUGUCGCAGUAGGGGACAAUCGUCUGUGUCUCUUACAAUCAGGUCUUUACCUUAACUCUGCAACCGAAUACUUGAAGUAGGAUAUAAACUAGGGGGAAAUAGGGUCACAGAUACAAAGCUGUAUAGUUAGAUAUUUAUAUGUAUGUGCCAAUUUUGUCACAGAUAUUAUUUUAGGGGCAUUUUUGCUCCACUCAUGUUGGUAUGAAUAUUGAUCUAAACUUUUAUCAGGGCCUAAAAGUCAGCCCUUAAAGAGGAAAAUUUUGUCUAACAUUGAGGUUUUAUUUCUUGCUUUGUUUUGUUGGUUUUGGGGUUUUUUUCUCCUUCUUUUCAUUUCAUGUGAUAUUCUAUGAUGUUUGGAGAAAAUCUUUUCAUAUCCUAAAAUAGAAUCUCGGGGUUUACAAUAAACACUGUGAUGUUGGGAAAUAUUUUAUUUAAGCAAAGUUUGGUAGGUUUUUUUUCCUCCCCUCUGAGUGUAAUGAAGCAAACCAACUUUUGCUUAACAUUUAAGAUAAAGGUAAUUAUUUUAAUGUGAGAUCAGUCUUGUACUGCACAGUCUUUCUUUCAUUUAAAUGUACAGUAUGAAUUUUGUAUUUAAUGAAUUUUGUGUAUCCAGUAUGCACGUACCUGCACAUUGACUUUCAUUUGAAAGUGGGUUUCAAUUUACUUUUUAAACAGUGUUUAUGAAAAGACCUCAGAUGUGUUGACACAAACUAUAUCCGCAAUGUUUCUUUUGUGUGUGUAGGGUGACGUUUGAAUGUGAUGUUCUGCAGCAAUGGGUCAGUAUCCCCUAUUUACCUUAGAUCCUCAUUUGAUAGUGCUUCUUGUAAUAAUUUUUUCAAGUGAGUGGCAUGUUCUGGAUUGUGAUAUUGAUAUAUGGUUAAGGACAUUGAUAUGAAACUAAGGAAUUCCUAGAAAUUACCAGUGGGCAUGUAUUAGACAGUCAUUGUAAUUUAAUGUCUUGUAGAAGUGUAAAGUACCAAGGUAUUUAGAGUUCAUAACAUUGUUAUCAUGUGUAUGGGAAGUAUUUAGUGUUGAUCAGCUUGUUUAUUUUCAUCAAAUAAACUUUUUCUUUCUGAAA